AUGUCCGCCUUUGAACCUCCUCAACACCAGCGUUCUUACUCUUAUCCUAACCCUUCACUCCCCCCCUUCUCCAAUCUCUCUCAGCAGACUCCUCAUACAAUCAACCUUCAUACACCUCCACUCAAGAAAUCAUCCAUCAUGCCAUCGCUUGACGGCGGGGCAGCUUCACUCCAAUCUGCUGGUACUACCACAUUGCCUCUCCUACAGCCCAUGGACUUCUCACGCUAUACCACCCUAUACAACACACCUACUGCUACUCAAUUGGCCCAUCAAAUCUCCCAUGAUCGAUUUCAAUCCAAUGGCAACCGAGCAGACGAAACCCCUCCGACGCACCACGCCACUCUACCAUCUACGCCUACUGAACCGACUUGUGCAUCGGCCCACCCGACAUCGCUCGUCGAGUCCUACUUAUUCGCCCCUCAGCCCAAGCAGCAUUUCGCACAGAUUCUGACUUGGCCUCAGCACCACCUCGAGGAAAGUAGAGAAUUCAUCACGCCUUCAAAGAUCAAUCAAGGAUUCACCCCGCUGACGCUUGGCAACGACCUACCUCUAGAGGCAUUUCCUCGGAGCCACACCUAUUCUCAGCCUCAGACUCAAGGUGUUCCAGACUAUAUGGGCAACAUGAUGCGCUUCGAGCCAAUCGACGAGGAGGAAGCGGCGAGAGAAGCGCAUUUGUUGAAGACGAGGAAACACGUAUGCGUGGUGUGCAACAAGCGUUUCAAUCGACCCAGCUCGCUCAGCACGCACAUGGCCGUACACACGGGUGCUAAACACCCAUAUACCCGGCCAGAAGCGAGGUCAGACAUCUCCGUUAGCAGAAACAUCUUCAGAACCCAUGUCAAGACAUCAGACAUCCUCGUCAUGGAGUUCAUCACAUUCCCUUGA
Molecule: messenger RNA, 885 nt
Organism: Kockovaella imperatae
Lineage: Eukaryota; Fungi; Basidiomycota; Tremellomycetes; Tremellales; Cuniculitremaceae
Exons: 3
Coding region: 1-885 (294 amino acids)
Source: RefSeq, a predicted model, not a curated record